Lactuca virosa is the source of this 1232-nucleotide messenger RNA. NCBI's taxonomy places the organism in Eukaryota, Viridiplantae, Streptophyta, Magnoliopsida, Asterales, Asteraceae. The record is from the annotation of a GenBank genome assembly.
ACUCUUCUAUAUAUUGCAAUAAAUAAAGAAUUUAAAUAUGAGCAAUAUGCAUUACAUGACUAUGAAGUUAUCCAUGGUCAUGUUGUCGAUGCUUCUUGUUGUGAUCAUGUUCGAACCUUCCAAAGCCAUUGAUGUUGUGCAAUUACGAAAGAUUGCUGCGAAGAAUAAUGUGACUGGUGUGUUUGUUUUCGGUGAUUCAAGUGUGGAUCCCGGAAAUAACAACCAUCUUGAUACAACUGAUAAGAGUAAUUUUCGGCCAUAUGGGAUGGACUUCAUUGAUGGGCACCCUACUGGGAGGUUCAGUAAUGGAAGACUUACAACUGAUUUCAUAGCUGAGGCACUGGGUUAUACGAAAGUUAUCCGGCCAUAUCUCGAGCCAGGAGUACCAAGAACUUUCGAUCUUUCGCAUGGAGUUAGUUUUGCUUCCGCUGGUUCCGGAUAUGAUAACCUCACUGCUCAAGUUUCGAAUGUGUUGACCUUGUGGCAUCAAUUGAAGUAUUUUGCACAUUACAAACGACAACUUAGCCUAAAGAUAGGACCAAAAAAAGCUGCUGAAUCCAUAAAAAAUGCGGUUUUUGUAUUGAGCAUGGGAACCAAUGAUUUUCUCCAAAACUACUACGUGGAACCUACACGAUGCGCCCAAUACACUGUGGAACAAUAUGGAGAUUACUUAAUUUCUAACUUUCACGAUUACGCCAAGAAAAUGCAUGCUCUAGGAGCAAGAAGAUUGGUGGUUGUUGGGGUUGUUCCAUUUGGAUGUAUGCCUUUAGUGAAGACAUUGAAGGGUACAACUAAAUGUGACGACGAAUACAACCAUGUUGCUCUUUCAUUCAAUAACAAGAUCAAGAACGAACUGGUUGCACUAAAAACAUCCUUAGGGAUGAAAACAGCCUAUAUUGAUGCUUAUAAUCUCAUUCUAAGUGCAACCCAAAACCCUAGAAAAUAUGGGUUUCUAGAGACGUCAAAGGGUUGUUGCGGAACAGGAACGUUUGAAUAUGGUAUUACUUGUAGAGGAUUGGGUGCAUGUGUUGACCGAGAAAGAUAUUUAUUCUGGGAUGCAGUUCAUCCAACUGAUAGGAUGUAUAAGAUUAUUGCAGAUGAGGCUUUAAGUUCUAUAGUUACCAAACUUUUUAAUUGAUUCUUAAACACAUAUUAUAUGUUAUGAUAUAAAACUAUUAUUAAUCUUUUGUGUGAGUAUGCAUAUAUAUGUACCUUGAUACAAUAAUCUCGCU